UAAACCUUUCUUAGUGUAAAGAGUAAAUAAUGCUAUUUUGACAUACAUUCACUCACGGCAGCUAUUAAACAGGUCAGCCAGUUUGUUAUCCCUUUUCAUUUAAUGAAAACAUCAAAUCACGUGCGCACCUUGGUCAUCUUUUUGUUCCCCAAACAGGUGAGCACAACAACGCUCCCUCAUUGGUCAAUGUUCAGGGAGGUAAGGCGAGAGAGGCUUCCUCCUUCUCCUUGGUGAAAUCCGACACCUGUGACAUCACCCGGCCCUGGCUCCUCCCCGGGCCAGCUCUAGGCAGUGUUCAGUCUGUGAGAAAACGCCGCCUCUGAAGCACCUCUCUAAAGCUGCCCACAGUACUCCGUAGCCACAGCUGGAAGUAGCGUUGGGAGAUCCAAAGACUGAUUCUUUCAGUUUAACGGAUAGCAAUCAAUGGAAUAAUUAGAGAGGAUCGUGAACCAACUUGCUUUUGUUUUUUUUGCUGCCACUUUUUUUGACAAGACAUUUUUAGGGAUAAUCUUACUGGGAUACUGUUGGAUUUUCUUCUCUGCGAUUUUGGAGGCUGUCUGUGGAAUAAGUGCCUAAAGAUAAAAGGAAUAAAAAGGGAUUUAUUUGUAAAGGACCCAAUUGUCAUGCAUGGGUGUUAGUCUUUGAUCUUGUCAGUGUCUAGCGGAGGGACUCGAGGAGGGAGCAGUGCCACCUUGGAACAUGGUGCCUAACAUUCACCUGUCAGUGCCCCUCCUGCCCAGAUGGGCGGCGCCGUUCCUGCUUCUGCUCAGCUGCACGGCGAUGUCCUCUCUGGCAGACAGCAUGCCAAAUUUCAUCAAAUCCCCCGAGGACCAGAUAGGGAUCUCAGGGGGGGUGGCUUCCUUUGUGUGCCAGGCCAAUGGGGAGCCCAAACCCAGGAUCACCUGGAUGAAGAAGGGAAAGAAAGUCAGCUCCCAGCGCUUUGAGGUUAUCGAGUUCGACGACGGCUCGGGCUCGGUCCUGCGGAUCCAGCCGCUGCGCACGCACCGCGACGAGGCCAUCUACGAGUGCACGGCCACCAACAGCGCCGGCGAGAUCAACACCAGCGCCAAGCUCACCGUGCUGGAAGGUAUCGCUGAGAACCAGGUCCCACACGGCUUCCCCACCAUAGACAUGGGUCCUCAGCUCAAGGUGGUCGAGCGAACCCGGACGGCAACCAUGCUGUGUGCCGCCAGUGGAAACCCGGACCCGGAAAUCUCCUGGUACAAGGACAUGCUGCCGGUGGACAUCAACAGCAGCAAUGGGCGCAUCAAGCAACUCCGCUCAGGAGCCCUGCAGAUUGAGAACAGCGAAGAGUCGGACCAGGGGAAGUACGAGUGCGUGGCCAUGAACAGCGCCGGGACCCGCUACUCCGCCCCUGCCAAUCUAUACGUGCGAGUGCGGCGGGUCCCUCCCCGCUUCUCCAUCCCGCCCACCAACCACGAGGUGAUGCCGGGCGGCAGCGUGAACCUGACGUGCGUGGCGGUGGGCUCGCCCAUGCCCUACGUCAAGUGGACCAUGGGCUCCGUGGACCUGACCAAGGAGGAGGAGAUGCCGGUGGGACGCAACGUGCUGGAGGUCACCCACAUCCGCGAGUCGGCCAACUACACCUGCGUGGCCAUGUCCUCACUGGGCAUGAUCGACGCCACCGCCCAGGUCAUCGUCAAAGCCCUCCCCAAGCCCCCCACCUCGGUCACGGUGACGGAGACCACGGCCACCAGCGUCACGCUCACCUGGGACUCGGGCAACCCCGAGCCCGUGUCCUACUACAUGAUCCAGUACCGCGCCAAGGUGUCGGAGAACGGCUUCCAGGAGGUGGACGGCGUGGCCACCACGCGCUACAGCAUCGGCGGCCUCAGCCCCUACUCGGAGUACGAGUUCCGCGUGAUGGCGCUCAACAACAUCGGCCGCGGGCCGCCCAGCGACCCCGUGGAGACGCGCACGGGCGAGCAGGCGCCCUCCUCCCCGCCGCUGCACGUGCAGGCGCGCAUGCUGAGCGCCAGCACCAUGCUGGUGCAGUGGGAGCCCCCCGAGGAACCCAACGGACAGAUCCGGGGCUACCGCGUGUACUACAGCUCGGACAUGACGGCGCCGCUCAGCGCCUGGCAGAAGCACAACACGGACGACAGCCGCCUCACCACCAUCUCGGGCCUGACCACCGACAUCACCUACAGCCUGCGCGUGCUGGGCUUCACCUCGGUGGGCGACGGGCCGCCGUCCGACGUGCUGCAGGUCAAGACCCAGCAGGGAGUGCCCGCCCAGCCGUCCAGCUUCGAGGCGGAGGCGGAGCUGGAUACCCGCAUCAUGCUGAGCUGGCUGUGGCCCGUUCAGGACCCCAUCACCAAGUAUGAGCUCCACUACUGGGAGGCCAACUCGGAGAACGACAAGAUCCACACAACCUUUGACCCGGCGGGCUCCCACGCCGUGGAGGGCCUCAAACCCGACACCCUGUACCACUUCUCCCUGGCCGCCCGCUCCGAGAUGGGCCUGGGCGUGUUCACCCAGCCCAUAGAGGCCCGCACGGCCCAGUCCACGCCGUCCGCCCCGCCCCAGGAGGUGCACCUGGUCAGCCUGACCUCCACCAGUCUCAAGGUGAGUUGGGUGGCGCCGCCCGCCGCCAGCCGCCACGGCGCCAUCGUGGGCUACUCCAUCAGCUACCAGGCGCCGGCCGGCGAGGAUGCGGGGCGCCACGAGGUGCCCGGCAUCAGCGCCGACGCCACCAGCCACGUGCUGGAGGAGCUGGAGAAGUGGACCGAGUAUCAGGUGUGGGUGAGGGCCCACACGGACGUGGGGCCCGGCCCCGAGAGCGCCGCUGUGCGGAUCAAAACCAAAGAGGACGUGCCCGGGGCUCCCCCCAAGAAGCUGGAGGUGACGGCGGUGAACUCGACGGCCAUCCGCGUCACCUGGAAGCCCCCCAUGCAGGGCAAGCAGCACGGGCAGAUCCGGGGGUACCAGGUCAUCUUCUCGCGCCUGGAGAACGACGAGCCACGGGGUCAGCCCAACAUCAUGGACGUGUCCCUCCCCGAAGCCCAGUGGAAUAUUGAGGAGUCCACCGAGCAUGAGGCCAUCAUCGGGGGACUGCACGCGGAGACCACCUACUCGGUCACGGUGGCGGCGUACACCACCAAGGGGGACGGAGCCCGCAGCAAGGCCAAGGUCAUCACCACCACCGGGGCGGUGCCAGGCAAGCCCACCAUGAUGAUCAGCACGACCAUCGGCAACACAGCCCUGAUCCAGUGGCAGCCGCCCAAGGAGAUGGUGGGCGAGCUGAUGGGCUAUCUGCUGCAGUACAAGCGCACGGAGGACGAGGCCUUCACGUCGCGCGAGCUGCGCAGCCUGGACGACCACUACACGGUCACGGGGCUGCACAAGGGCGCCACCUACGUCUUCCGCCUCAGCGCCAAGAACCGCGCCGGCGCCGGCGAGGCCUACGUCAAAGAGAUCGGCACGCAGGAGGACACGCCCUCGGGCUACCCGCUCAACCUGCGCGUGACGGGCCUCACCACCACCAGCACCCAGCUGGCCUGGGAGCCGCCGGCGCUGGCCGAGCGCAACGGGCGCAUCACGCAGUACACGGUGGUGUACCGCGACAUCAACAGCCAGCAGAACACCACCAACCGCACGGGGGACACCCGCAUGACCAUCCAGGGGCUGAAGCCCGACACCACCUACGACAUCCGCGUGCAGGCCUUCACCAGCAAGGGCGCCGGCCCCAUCAGCCCCAGCAUCCAGAGCCGCACCAUGUCCACCUCCCCGGCAUUCGCCACGAGCUUCGGUGUAAAAGCCGUCAUGAAAACCUCUGUGCUCCUCACCUGGGAAGUGCCGGAGAACUACAAAUCCCAAGCCCAUCAGCCUUUCAAGAUCCUGUACAACCAGCAGAGCGUGGAGGUGCAGGGCGACCAGAAGCGGCGCCUGAUCACGCGGCUGCAGCCCGACACGGACUACUCCUUUGUGCUGAUGAGCCGGGGGAACAGCGCUGGCGGCCUGCAGCAGCAGGUGUCCAUCCGCACCUCCCCCGACCUCUUCAAGUCCAAGCCCGUCCUCUACAGCCAGCAGCAGGCCCAGGGCGGCAAGCUGACCAUAGACCUGCCCCAAGUGCAGACCACCACGCAAGUCAAGUGGUACUACAUCGCAGUGGUGCCGGUAACGGGGUCGUCACAGCGAUGGGAGAACCCAGACGAGAUGGACCUGGAUGUGCUUCUGGAGUCGAGCGACGGCCCUGUCUUGAGGCGCCGGCGCCGGCAGCUGGACACGGCCAAGCCCUACAUCACGGCCAAGCUGAACCCCCUGCCCGCCACCUUCACGCUGGGAGACGAGAAGCGCUACAACGGCUUCCUCAACAAGCCGCUGACGGGACACCAGCAGUACCUGUGCUUCGUGCUCGCCGCCCUGCGCGAGCACGAGAGCGACGCCAGCGACAAAUACAGGACAUUCUCGGCCAGCGCCUACUCGGACCCCAUCCAGGUGCAGAUCCCGGACCUGUCCCCGCGCGUGGAGCAGCCGGAGAUGCUGUGGGUCAUGGGCCCCGUGCUGGCCGUGGUGCUCAUCAUCAUCAUCGUCAUCGCCAUCCUCCUCUUCAAGAGGAAGCGUCCGUCCCCCUUACCGAAGGAUGACCAAUCAGGCGGAGUCAAGGACUCCCUCCUGGCCAACUCUUCGGACCCGGUGGAGCUGCGGAGACUCAACUACCAGACCACAGGGAUGAGGGAGCACCCUCCCAUCUCCGUCAGCGACCUGGCCGACCACAUCGAGCGUCUCAAGGCCAACGACGGCCUGCGCUUCUCUCAGGAGUACGAGUCCAUCGAUCCGGGCCAGCAGUUUACCUGGGAGAACUCCAACAUGGAGGUAAACAAGCCAAAGAACCGCUACGCCAACGUCAUCGCCUACGACCACUCCCGCGUGGUUCUGACCUCCGUGGACGCCGUUCCGGGCAGCGACUACAUCAACUCCAACUACAUCGACGGCUACAGGAAGCAGAACGCCUACAUCGCCACUCAGGGCCCGCUGCCUGAGACGCUGAGCGACUUCUGGAGGAUGGUGUGGGAGCAGCGGUCCAACACCAUCGUCAUGAUGACCAGACUGGAGGAGAAGUCACGGGUGAAGUGCGACCAGUACUGGCCGGUGCGUGGCACAGAGACCUACGGGAUGAUCCAGGUCACCAUGCUGGACACGGUGGAGCUGGCUACCUACAGCGUGCGCACCUUCGCCCUCUACAAGAACGGCUCCAGUGAAAAGCGAGAGGUGCGGCAGUUCCAGUUCAUGGCGUGGCCCGACCACGGCGUGCCUGAGUACCCCACCCCCAUCCUGGCCUUCCUCCGGAGAGUCAAGGCCUGCAACCCCUCCGACGCCGGACCCAUGGUGGUGCACUGCAGUGCUGGCGUGGGCCGGACGGGCUGCCUGAUCGUGAUCGAGGCCAUGCUGGAGCGCAUGAAGCACGAGAAGUCGGUGGACAUCUACGGCCACGUGACGUGCAUGCGCGCCCAGCGCAACUACAUGGUGCAGACGGAGGACCAGUACAUCUUCAUCCACGAGGCGCUGCUGGAGGCGGCCACCUGCGGCAACACGGAGGUGCCCGCCCGCAACCUCUACGCCCACAUCCAGAAGCUGAGCCAGCCGCCGGCCGGGGAGACGGUCACUGCCAUGGAGCUGGAGUUCAAGCGGCUGGCCAACUCCAAGGCGCACACGUCGCGUUUCAUCAGCGCCAACUUGCCCUGCAACAAGUUCAAGAACCGGCUGGUGAACAUCAUGCCCUUUGAGUCCACGCGCGUCUGCCUGCAGCCCAUCCGCGGCGUGGAGGGCUCCGACUACAUCAACGCCAGCUGCAUCGACGGCUACAGACAGCAGAAGGCCUACCUGGCCACCCAGGGCCCCCUAGCCGAGACCACGGAGGACUUCUGGAGAAUGCUGUGGGAGCACAACUCCACCAUCGUGGUCAUGCUCACCAAGCUACGGGAGAUGGGCCGGGAGAAGUGCCACCAGUACUGGCCCGCCGAGCGCUCUGCCCGCUACCAGUACUUCGUGGUGGACCCCAUGGCCGAGUACAACAUGCCCCAGUACAUCCUCCGGGAGUUCAAGGUCACCGACGCCAGGGAUGGUCAGUCCAGAACAAUCCGCCAGUUCCAGUUCACUGAUUGGCCAGAGCAGGGCGUGCCAAAGACCGGCGAGGGCUUCAUCGAUUUCAUUGGCCAAGUGCACAAAACCAAGGAGCAGUUCGGACAGGAUGGACCAAUCACUGUACACUGCAGUGCGGGCGUGGGCCGGACCGGGGUGUUCAUCACUCUGAGCAUCGUGCUGGAGAGGAUGAGGUACGAGGGCGUGGUGGACCUCUUCCAGACGGUGAAGACACUUCGCACCCAGCGGCCUGCCAUGGUGCAGACAGAGGACCAGUACCAGUUGUGCUACCGGGCGGCGUUGGAGUACCUGGGCAGCUUUGACCACUAUGCAACGUAACCACUUCCAGCCCCCGCCAAGCCAGCCCCUCCCACCUCCACCUCCACCUCCACCACCACCCGCUCCUCGUCCACCCUCCACCCGUCUCCGCCUGACCCCUUCCACCCCCCCUUACCUCUCAGGAGUGUGCCAAUUGGACCCCCACCCACUACCCUCUCCUAGCCAAACACCCCCCCUACACCCCCUGACUACCCUUUCCCCCUCCCCCUGACGCCAAGAGAGAGAGAGAGAGAGAGAGAGAGAGCCAAUCACAAGGAGUCCCGUUUCUGGAUUGACCGCAGUGUGUGUGUGGUUUUGGAAUAAAACACACAAACAAACAACGCAAAGUGAAUAAACAAAAGAAGGACAACACGUCACCCCAGAGAGAGCGGUACGAUGACGACAACACUCUUAUCCACGCAUGUGGCCACGCCCUCUGAGCCACGCCCUCAAGGCCACGCCCCCAGAGUGGCGGCUUUGCUUCGCCCGUGCCGUCGAAACGCCAAAACCUUCCUGAUUGUCAAGGCUACUGGUAGCACUAAGAGAUGAUUCUCUCUUUACUUUUAUUUACCUUUUGUUCUUGCUGAUGAAUAUUUUUAAUAUCACUAUUAUAAAAAAAUCUCAUUAUGACAUACUAUAUUAUUUAGCUCAUUGUUGUUGUCGUUUCUGUUUUUUUUAAUCAUUUUAACAUUUGUCUUUUAUUUGGUCUUCAAGGUCCCAACUCGAGGACCUUUUGGUAAUUUACUUUCAUGGAUUCGUAAUCCUUUUUUGUUUUUGUUUUUCGGAUUGUUUAUUCGUCUCAUUACGAUUUUUUUAAUCUCCAUCCUCUUGUUUUUCUCCUCCUUUGUUUUUGGGUCGGUGUGUUUUUCUAGGUUAAUUUAGCACAAGGGACAUGUAUUUUUAACACGUUCCUAGCCACUAAUACAGGAGAAACUGCCGAGUCCCGGGCCGCUGUGGGGUUUGGUCUGCUGUGGUGCCGUUGAUCUGGCUCCCUGCUCUGGUGGCCCCCCCGGUGGGCCCCCCCGUUGGGGCCCCCCGGAUCCCGCUAGCGCUGCGGCAUUGCGGUUCGCUUUAAAGAGUCCCUUCGCUGCCGUUUCCCCUUCUGCCUUUUUUUUGGGGGGGUGAUUUUCAUCUUUUUUUAGCGCCGAAUAAUUCAGAGCAUAGCCUAAAUUAUACGAUGUAAAACACAGUGGGAGAGACGAAUCAGCUAACAAGAGACUAAAUCAGCAGUGUACAGAACUGGAAAGCACAUUGUUAUUUUGUGUGUUAUUUUUUGUUGUUUCUUUUUGUUUUUUGGGUUUCGGAUAUAGGGAUGUUUUUUUGUCUUAUUUUUUAUUUCUUUGGACAGACGCCAAUGGCAUUGAGGCCUUCAUACUCCACAUCGGAGAACUUCUAUGAGUAAAAAAGAAAACAGACUUUGAAAACCCAGUGGGUAAUGGACAUUACGGUAAAACACAAAAAGAAAUCUCUGUUGCCCUUAAAGCCCCUCCCCUCUCCUGAUCGCCCAAUCACCCGGUCCGCUUGCUCGGGGAGGUUGAACCCAAGCGGACCCGGAGGACCACGGAUUGGUUGACACGGGCCGAGGAAGUCGCAGCAGCCAAUAUUCCCGGCACUUGUACAGAAUCGACCAUUCCUAGCAGAGAGCGAGCGCGAGAGAGAGACUAAGCCCUUUGGACUCUAACCUGCUAUCAUUUUAUACAGAAAUAAAACUAUAUAUAUAUAAUUAUGAUUGAUUAUAUAUAUGUACAAUUAUACAUAGAUAUAUAUAUAUAUAAAUAUAUAUACAUACACCGCAACAAGAUAUAUUGUUUAAAAGAAAAAGCUGAAAAAAAAUAGGACUCACUCUGCCCACAUACCAAGCCAAGAGAAGCGAGCAGAGAAGCGGAGUGUGUAUUAAUGGAAAACACUGUUGUAUCUACUGUACUCCCAUAGUCACAGGCCCGCUUGCCCGUCCCAAGCCAGAGGGGAGAGCAUUCCCUCCCCUCUCCUCCCAACGCCAUCGCCUCACCCCAAGCCCCCGACUCCCCCCUACGAUAUGGACGGCUCCCUUCUCCACGCCCUGGCCAUCGCACACAUUGCACAUGUUUUUUGGCGUCACGCUUUUGGCGUCACGCUUUUGGCGUCGCGCUCCCGCAUGGAGCGUCUGGAGCGUCGGGGUUGGAGGCGUCGAAGAGGAGGAACGAGGCGAGGGAU
Gadus chalcogrammus (walleye pollock) is the source of this 8616-nucleotide messenger RNA. Its product is annotated as receptor-type tyrosine-protein phosphatase F. Gene Ontology annotation, biological process: protein dephosphorylation. The record is from RefSeq and is a predicted model, not a curated record. NCBI's taxonomy places the organism in Eukaryota, Metazoa, Chordata, Actinopteri, Gadiformes, Gadidae. The transcript has 33 exons. Gene Ontology annotation, molecular function: protein binding; protein tyrosine phosphatase activity. Bases 700 to 6444 code for a protein of 1914 amino acids.